AGUGGCAGAAUGACCAGUACCACUGGCAUCACGACACUCGGCUGUUCUCUCUGUUUAUGAGGCGCGGCGCUUUUUAAAAGCGUCCUUAUACAGUCUUCAUCUUCAUCUUCAUCUUCAUCUUCAUCUUCUUUGCUUUUUGGUUCUGCACUACAGAAAAUCUUAAUGUAAACGCAUUUGAGCUCGGCGUUAUUGAUGUUACUCUAGAGAAAUCUUUUAAAUACGUCGGUGGUGUUUUCAGACCAUGCCCGUGUGACCUGUCAGUACAUCCGCACGCCUGGACGCUGACAGCUACUGGACAGUGUAAGGAGUCCACCUAGGUCGAAUUUCUAUUGUGGCCACCACUUUUUCUAAAGAAAUGGACAAUCAUCAGGCUCAGUCAGACUCUCUGCUUGGCCCCACGGAUGACGGACCUUCAGGAGUCCAGACAGAAGAACCCAUCACCUCUCAUUCCAGGACAGCCAAGGCAGACUCGUUCCCCUGCCUGCGGAUCCUUUCUCUGCCCCAGCAAAUCCAGGAGGAGCCCCAUCAGCAUGGGGAGGUCAGCGUGGUGAUCAGAGAUAAAACCGAGAACGCAGGUCAUGGGGUUUACACGUCUCAGCCAGAAGCUAAAACACUGCCCCCUGCUUUCUCAUCUCCGCCACGACGCCAUCAUUCUGUUCCUCACACAUCCCACCCUCACCUGAGCCAAACACGUAAGGGCAGCAGGUCCAGCUCCAUCGCCUACACGGCCUUCCCUUCCCGACCAUCUCUGUCCCGUCACUCCAGCUUGGCCACCAACCCAUCACUGGACCGCUCCAAACCUAACGACUACCUCAUUCUGGCCAUAACCGCCUGCUUCUGUCCUGUCUGGCCCAUCAAUAUUGUAGGAUUUGUCUACUCCAUCAUGUCUAGGAACAGUUUUGAGCAAGGGAACAUCGAUGGAGCCAGGAGGCUGGGCAAGGUAGCCAAACUACUGUCCAUCGUUUCCAUUGUGGGUGGAGUCGUCAUCAUAGUGGCGUGUGUUGUCAAUCUGUCAAUUAAUGUAAAAUCCUGAGGAGAGCCUUGCUCUGGAAUCCAUCUUCACGUCUGACCACUAACCGAAAGACCACGGCCCAUUCUAUCGACGUAACCAGGCCCGUGACCACAGUCACGGCUAUGAGGGUGAUCAGUAGGCAGGUGCCUCUACCCUCUCUGUCAUGCUCAAAUUACUGAUAAACCUUGAGCAAAGAUGCAGCAAGCCUGAAACACCACCUCCACCACCACCAGGAAUGGAGCAGCAGUGGCAUCGCUGGUGUUCCAAUCUGCAUCACACAUCUAAGACUGCUUCACUGGAGUGAUCAUUGACUGUCCUUCGAAAAUGGGUGUUGUAUUAGGCUUAAAUUGUUCUAAUUAUUAAUUAUUAAAAGUUGUUUGACAGCACCUGUUGUAAAAAGCACUAUAUAAAUAAACUUUGAUUUGACUAAAUUAUUCUCAAAUGGCCACCACAUUGUAGAGAACUGUCUUGGCCACAUUAGCAAGCAUAAUAGGACACAUAAGCUCUUGGAAAAUGUUUUUUCAAAUGACACAGGCCUAAUCUGGACCAUUAAAUCGCUUCUUAUGAGAAUAAAGGCCAGGCUGAAUGCGAUUUUUAAUUCAGUAGCAGGAAUAUCACUGUGUUAUCCAUUACUUUGCCCGGCUCGCAGUAGACGGACAGUUCCUCGACAUGCUGAUGAUGACAUCAAGAAUCCAGAGAGUUUCCUUGCUUCUUGAAGAGACAGAAGAGACGCAGAGAGAUGUGACUUACGCUUGGGCGAACAUUGCAGUGACUCUGACAUGAUGUAGGCCUAUCAAGGUGAAUAAUGACUGAUGCAUGGCUGGAACAGGAUAAGAAAGAAAAUGAAAAUUGCACUCAUUUUUUUUAUGUAUUUUCUUGGGGUUUUUUUUCAGAACUUUCAGUCCUUUGGUGUGACCUGACAAUCACAAAUCAUAGCAAGGAUGGAAUGACUUGAACAUUCAGUUACAGUCACCAUCAAAAACUUGACCUUAGCAAAGAAAUAUGACCAACAAAAAAAUGCAAUAACACAAUUGCAUGUACAUAGUUCAGCAUUCAUAUUUAUUACAGGAUCAUAACACAACUCCUUUUUGAUAAAAUAAUAUGCAAAGGUAUAAAGAAAAUGUUGACUGUUUUCAUAAGACAAGAUCCCAUUUUUAUCGUAAAUACCACAUACUGUGAACUUUUUGUACCGAAACAUGUUGUAGAGUUUGCCUCUAAACACUGUGUAGCCUUUAAAAUAUCUGUCAGUGGUGGAUGCUUUGUAUUGUGUUAAUCUUUAUUAGCUCUUCCUGUAGCUGCAGUGGAAUUGUUCAUUGUUUCUCAUACAGAUGGGUCCCAAAAACCCAGAAAAAUGUUGUCGUUUCUAUGUGGGUAUCUGAAUUAGCUCAUAUAUUGUAGAAUAUUAAAUAUUACUUUAAAAUGAUGAUUUGGCUUGGAAAAUCAAUUUGACGCUAUUUUCUUCUUCUAUCCCAAAUAUAGUUGGUCAGCCAGGAUCUGUUUAGGCCCAAUCCUAUUCUUUUUACCUCUACCCCUUGUUUUUGAGUGUCACCUUGCCCCUUGGAACUGAAAUGUUCCCCUAUGAAAUGGGACAACCUUCAAAUAAAAAAAGAGCAUUACUUCAUUAACCCCUGGACGCCUCCCGGUCGGGGUGUACAAGGCAUGGCGUACCGGGAUAAGGCCCCGGGGUCAUCCUAGGAGGGAUUACAUCUCCAAGUUGGCCUGGGAGAGGCUUGGGGUCCCUGGGAAUGAGCUUGGAGGAAGUUGCAGGGGACAGGGUCAUCUGGGAUUCAUCUGGGACUAGUGGUUAAUGAUGAUGAUGAUGAUGAUGAUGAUGAUUACUUCAUUAACUGGCAACUAGUGAUGCUCUGUAGUCGACCCAGCCCGACUUCAGUGAUAGCAGAGUAGGGAAAAUUUCAGCAACCUCACUGCUGGGCUUUAGUCACAUUUAGGGCAUCAUAUGCUUUCAAAGACAAUCAAAUAACACAAUCAUUUAUUAUGGCCCGCCGCUAAUUCUUUGGUGAUGUAAAGCUGAAGUCAACUGUUCACCAGCUUCUUGUUUUCAUAUUUUCCAGUUCCACCUUAAAAUGUUGCAGUUGUUACAUUCUGGCACUUCAGGUGUCAGAACUGCUGGACUAUUUAAGGUGGAACGGGAAAGUUAGCCAGUUAGCUACUGAGACAUUAGCACACUGUUAGUGAUGGAGAAAAUGACCAAAGCCCAUUGAAACGAUAUUAAACUAAGAUAAUACGAUGGUUACUGUAAUUUUCGAAUGGAAAAAAUAUACAUUUGUGGGUUUCUUUGGUCGUUGGCACAGCCAUCUCGCCGAGUUCUCGUUUUGGAGUGUGUCUCCGAAACCUCCGUCUGAAAGGCCAUGUAGCCCUGACACUUCGCCCCCUGCCCCUCUAUCUCACCAAAAAUUGGGACACCCUAACCCUAGACGUGAAUGCGCAAGGGUUUCUGCUUCUUUAAAAGUUUAAAAGUUUUUGCUUCUUUAGCUUUGCAGUGGAGCUACAAGGCUAAAGUUGCCAACAAGUAAUGGAAGCUUACAUGCUAACACUAAUUACUGUGCAAACUGCAUGUGUGAAUCACCACACAAGUGCGCUGAGUUGUUAAGUAGUCUAAAUAUGCUUGCUUAUGUGGUUUCUGGCUCUGUGUGACACUGUAAUAAUAAACAAAACUGUCUCUAAAACAGCAUAAAAAUGCUGAAAACAGUAGCAUCAACCACACUGAAGCCUAUAUUAUGUGCAUAUUUUUUGCCUGCUCAGUAAUUGUGAUUGUUUUUUUGUGAUUGCUUAAAGAUGGAAUGAGUAGUUCUCAGUGUGAAAGUGUAGUUUGUUUUGAUAAAAAAGUCCUUUUGAAAACAUAUAUUUCAGUAAGUGUCAAUGAAAUGAGAUUGUGAUACAACUAAAGCAGAACAAACCAACUUAUUUAAAGUGGCAGGUUUUUUUUCUUCAUUUUUUUGGUGUACGUUUUAUACCCCUAGCUGCUCACAGAGGUGCAUGUAGUUAUUCUUCUCACAGACAUCUCUAAGGAAAUGAUCUGGUAGAUUAACUGUUGCACUGUAUGAAGCAAAUGUAUUCUGAAAGAGGCACUACAUUCACUGAGCACUUUGUUACGUGCACAUACCUUGUAUCUACACUCAUUGUCCAUCUUAUC
Messenger RNA from Pygocentrus nattereri (red-bellied piranha), 4166 nucleotides. It is a transcript of the gene prrt2, whose product is annotated as proline-rich transmembrane protein 2. NCBI's taxonomy places the organism in Eukaryota, Metazoa, Chordata, Actinopteri, Characiformes, Serrasalmidae. Gene Ontology annotation, cellular component: membrane. The record is from RefSeq and is a predicted model, not a curated record. The transcript has 5 exons. Bases 356 to 1033 code for a protein of 225 amino acids.